AAUGAUCCCGAUCUCAUGACGAACCCUUUACAAGAUGCACGCCCCGAGGAGCGGCCUCCAGGCUUAGACUAUCCAGACCCGAGGCUGGUUCGGAACGGCCAUCAGGUCCACCAAGGGAACACUGUGCAUCAGAUCGGUGGCGCGAGGAUCAGAAGGACCAGGGCCUCGUCCCUGAGGAGAAGAAUGCACUUGGCCAACGAGGUCCCUCCACAAGGAUCGGCUGGCGGGAACAAUCUGUCGGACUAUGCUCUAACCGCGGAUUUGCUCGCCGAGAGGACUUUGGAUGGACUGUUCGCCGAGCAUCCUGGGGAACUGAUCAGAACAGGCUCCCCGCACGUGGUCUGCACGGUGCUUCCUGCACACUGGCGGUCGAACAAGACGCUUCCGGUCGCGUUCAAGGUAGUGGCCUUGGGCGAGGUCGGUGACGGGACCCUGGUGACGGUUCGUGCUGGUAACGACGAGAAUUGCUGCGCGGAAUUGCGGAAUUCCACCGCGGUGAUGAAGAACCAGGUCGCGAAAUUCAACGACCUCAGGUUCGUCGGCAGGAGCGGCAGAGGAAAGAGCUUCACCUUGACGAUCAUGCUCCAGACGUCGCCGCCUCAGGUAGCCACCCUGUCCAAGGCGAUCAAGGUCACCGUGGACGGACCCAGGGAGCCCAGAUCCAAGACAAGACACCAGGCCUUUCAUCCCUUUCACUUUGGACCCAGGCCGUUCCCUUUCGGACACCCGCAGGACCCGUUGGGAUUCAAGCUGUCCGGCUUGCAACACCUGGGUCUGGAGCAAGGAGCAGGUCAGGGGUGGGGCGGCUUACCCCGAGGGUCUCUGCCACCGCAUUGUCUUCCACCGCCACCCGGUCACCACUCGCACACACAUCCCCCGACAGCUGGUGCGUCGGCCUUCAAUCCUUUCCAUCACACCAUCGAGCAGAGAUCGCCUAGACUACCUGGACCUAACACUGAGUCGUCCAGGAACGAUUUGGGUCCAAUCAGUGUCUCGGUGAGGGAAGUGACGCCGACGUCGUCACCUGGCAAUCCUGGACCAGGGUUGCUCACGACGGCCGCGGUGGCGGCGCCAACACCCCCGGCAGAGUCGACGACGACAACGACGACGACGACGACGCCCAGCCCGUCUGGACAUCACUCACAUUUCCAAGGUCUUCACCUUCUGGGAGCCACCGGGUCCAUAUUCGGGUCGAUAUUCGCCCCGCUGUUGCCGCAGUCGUCCUGGCUGUACAAUCCGCUCUAUCACACGCAGCAGUACAUCCUGGAGCCGGAGUGGCACGCUCUGGCGCUGAGGAUGGCCCAGCAGCGGCUGCAGAGGCCCGACCAGGCCCGGCUGGAGGAACUGAGGAAGCUCCGUAGCAGCAGCAACAGCCCGGAAACGGUUCUGAAGGAGGAGAAGCAACGGGACGAUGAUCAGGACGUUCUGCGGAGGUCUGGCCUGGACAGCCCCGACGGGAGCAUAGAGGUGGACGACAGGAUCGAGUACGAUCAGAAAAGGGACCGCGUGAGAAGCGACGAGUCUCUGCCGGAGCAAGACUCGCCGAGGAUCUCGCCGGUGAGGAGCGACGCGGAGGACGCGACGUACCAGGACGCCUCCGUCCACCUCAGGCCGAGCAUGGAGAACUCCAACGACCAGGAAGCGACCAGCGACGAGCAGAUCCCCCGUCGCGGCGAUAUCGCGGUGAAGAUCCGCCUGGAAGGCACCGUGGACCUCAGCACGAAGAAGGGACAGGACAAGGAGAACGUGGGUCAGGAUCUGACCACCAGGAAGAAGGACGACGACACCGACGUCGAGAGGGACGGGGCCAGGCCCAAACGAGAGAGAAGCCCGAAACCCAGGCACGUCUGGAGACCGUACUAA
This is a messenger RNA of Colletes gigas, 1863 nucleotides long. RefSeq lists its product as uncharacterized. The record is from RefSeq and is a predicted model, not a curated record. The transcript is spliced from 7 exons. Gene Ontology annotation, cellular component: nucleus. The coding region runs from base 16 to 1863 and encodes 615 amino acids. Gene Ontology annotation, biological process: regulation of DNA-templated transcription. Gene Ontology annotation, molecular function: DNA-binding transcription factor activity, RNA polymerase II-specific; RNA polymerase II cis-regulatory region sequence-specific DNA binding; ATP binding. NCBI's taxonomy places the organism in Eukaryota, Metazoa, Arthropoda, Insecta, Hymenoptera, Colletidae.